AUGACACUUACAAACUGUUGCAUAGUCAAAGAGAAAAAGCAUCAAGUGCUUUAUCCGUGGACAGUCACUAAAUGUUGUACAGUUGUGACUCUACGAGAGUACCACAACAGUUGUUUGAAACUCAAAUUGAAUAUUUCGGAGGAAGUUCCUUUUGAACUACAGUUGACUAGUGCAUAUAUUGGUAGUUCAAAGAUAUCGCUUGAUAGAGCAGAUCUUGAUCUUGAUUUAGCGGAAGCUGUUGGAAUAUUUGGUCCAUUCAUUAAGUACCAGGUUGCAGACCUGGUACUUAAUGACAAGGAUAAACAAUCUGGUAAUGACCAGGAUAAACAACCUUGUUCAUCAGCCUUUGAUGUAUUGAUGGAUACGCAAAGAUGUCUGUGCCGACAUAAACUUCCUAAAAAAAUAGAAAAACAAAACAAAACAAAGAAAGAUGAACUUUACAAUGAUGUCAUUGUUCUUUUUGAGGAAGAAAAUCUGGCAUGGUUAAGUUCUGAUGUAGAUUCAUCAGGUAAUGCUUUAGUUCAAAACCUCACAGAUUGUCUUUGGUACAUUGACGGUCAUCACCAAGUCUUGAAGAAACAAGGCUGUUCUAUUCCGGUCAUUUUCAGUUCAUUUACUGGGUACAAUCAACCUCAGGCAUCAAAACAUCGUAAGCGCAUCCAUUGAGAACAUGUCUGCUGCUUGUAUUUUGGCAAUUUCGUCCUCCUUAUUUGGUUGUUUGCAAGCAGAGUAUUGGAAACGCCCACAUUUCGAAACCUUUAAGAAGCAUGUUGAAAACCUAGCAAGUUCUUUAGCUCAGUAUAGUGACUAUCUCGUGUCAAAAAACAAGCGAAUGAAAGAAGUGCACAAUGCUGAAGUUCCUGUCCGCCAUCUUUCUGAAUCGUUGUCAGUGGAAGUUGUAAAAACAUCUGCAGUUCGCUAGCCUUAGCGAACAUCUCAAUGACAUUCAGCCAUAUCAGCAAAUUUUCCUCACCGACCACUGUCCUGAAGCUCCCCGACAACGCUACGAAUACGUGGGCUAGACAUCCCAGUCGUAAUUUUGACAUUUUCGCCAGGGAACAAUCGUGGAAAUUUGCACUUUAUUUGGAAAUAUUGUGGUGAUGAUAGCAUGGAGAUGAUAUUUCAAAAAAGCAUUGCUGUGGUUGAAUCCAUCAAGCCUCAGCUUCCGACAUACCACAACCGCGCUAUGCGCAUAUGUUUGUUUUCCCGGUUUGGCCGAAUAUCUCCCCACGUAAAACCUGCUGUCCUGAGACAUUUUUACCGUGAUCUUACUGGUGAUAGUUCUGCUUCGACAAAUCUUACUGAAGAAGAAAUUGAUAGCAGAGUUUGCCAGGUUCUGGAUAUGGAACCAGAAGACCCACAGACGCUAAUUGAUCUUCGCAGUUUAAAUUCUUCGACAGAGCGUGCAAAAUAUGUUUUCUGGGACCAUUGUUCUCAGUACUUAUGCGAAGUUGUUGGUACCGCUGUUGAUGAUCGUCGUCACUCUGAAGUAGUUCAUCUUGCCCAAGCAAUUUCAAUCUGA
Paramuricea clavata is the source of this 1522-nucleotide messenger RNA. The record is from the annotation of a GenBank genome assembly. NCBI's taxonomy places the organism in Eukaryota, Metazoa, Cnidaria, Anthozoa, Malacalcyonacea, Plexauridae.